Linepithema humile (Argentine ant) is the source of this 1447-nucleotide messenger RNA. NCBI's taxonomy places the organism in Eukaryota, Metazoa, Arthropoda, Insecta, Hymenoptera, Formicidae. The record is from RefSeq and is a predicted model, not a curated record.
ACAGAUUUGCUAUAAUGCCUCUUCUUCUUCCCCUCUCUUUUUCUCUCGCUCGCGAAAUUAUUAUAUUACCAUACAUUCGAAUCAGUUCUUAUCGCCCCUUUUGAUAACUGUUAGGUAGGUUUGAAUGCUGUCAAUAUUUACGUUCAAAUAGAAAAACUACGUCUCUUUCUUCGACCACUUCCAUCAGGCACUGUUCGACGAAAUAAUGUUCGCAUCGUCUUUAGUUAAACACGUUCUACCGUACAGAUCAGACACAAUGUCUUUGGAAUUAAGGGCUAGAGAAUUCUCCUGGAUACAAGUAUUUUAUGUAAAAAAGGAAUCCAACCACAAUUUUCAAGUGGAAUGUCAAAUUUGCGAACGUGAUAUUAAAUACGCGUCAGCUGAUAAGUUUAAGAAACACAUGUCUGUUAAGCAUCAAGAUGAACUUAAAAUGGAAUGCGAUAUGCAACAUAAGCAUGAUGUGUGGAAAUAUUUUUACUUAACAAGAGAUGGAAAAUCAAGAUGUAUUGUAUGUAAAGUUGUGAUAUCUACAGGAUGGUCGACGCAUUUCUUACAGAAUCACUUGUCGACAAAUCAUGAGAACAAAGAUCUAAAGCCCUAUAAAUCACAAAGUUGGGCUUGGAAAUACAUCGACGCCGAAGAAAGUAAUAAUUUUUUUGGAAAAUGUAAUCUUUGUGACACAAAAAUGACGUUUCCGUUGAUGCUCGAAAAUUUAAGAGAUCACCUCCGAAUACAUAAUUUUGAGAAACCCAUUAAACGAAACGUACCGAUGUUGAAAGAUAACUUUAAACAUUCGUUUUAUAUGAAAAGCUUUUAUACAACAGCUGAAGAGGAUUUUCGAGUAAAAUGUAAGCAUUGUUUAAACCAGUUUUUAUAUGUCUCCAUCGAGACGAUUGAGCAGCACAUGAGCAAGCAUAAAGAUAUUUCCGAUUAUGAAAACUAUAUGAAGACGACGGAAGAAAGAAAAAUAGGCUGGAAAGGUAUGAGGUUCAUAGAUGAUAAUGCAGGUGAAAUAGAAUGUAUGAUAUGUCAUACAAUUCUGCCAAAUAAAUUACACAUAAACGAUCAUGAGAAACUACAUUCUACGAAGCUGCUCCGUUAUCAUACUUAUUGGGGAUUUAAAUACAUGAGACAAUUAGGAGAUUUGGCUAAAUGUACGAUUUGUGAUGAAAUUGUAACACUUAUGUGGGAUGCGAGCCAUUUACAAAAUCACAUGUUUGAACAACAUGCAAAGGAAGUUGGAGAAUUAUGUCGAGCAGUUGAAUCGUCACCGUCAUGCACUGUACUUUAAAAAAAAAAUAAACAUUUAUCUGUAUAGAGUUCGACAAUUGCAAAUGAUGGUAGCCACAUUUUUAAGGAGCAUCUCGUGACCCGUAAUAACGGCAAAUUUGACUUUGACCGAAGUGAUUUCAAAUACAUGAAGACAUUGGCAUAUAAUUUGACUUAU